This is a messenger RNA of Miscanthus lutarioriparius, 825 nucleotides long. The record is from the annotation of a GenBank genome assembly. Lineage: Eukaryota; Viridiplantae; Streptophyta; Magnoliopsida; Poales; Poaceae.
AUGGUGGUGGUCGAGGAGCAGGACAACUACUACUCUGAUUCCGACUCCGACGACGAGGACGUCGACCGCUACGUGUUCCUCGCGCGCCAGCCCGCGCCCCCAGGACGCCACGCGGAGGACGACGAUCGCGACGCGAGUUCUGCGAAUGACGACGAUGCCGGUGACGAUGGCGAUGGAAAGGCGGGGGAAGAAGAAUCGGAAGGAGGCGUCAGGAAGACGAAGAAGAGGCCUCUCCGGGAGAUCUUGGACGACGACGAUGCCCCGCCGCAGACCAAGAAGGCCCGGCUCGACCUGAUCAUCGCGUUGCCGAUGACGGCGCAGACGGCACCGAGCGGUUCGGAGUCGAACUUAGCGUCGUCGCCGCGGGCCGGGGAGUCCGGGAGCGAGGGGAGCCACGAGAAGGCGCACCACCAGCAUCGCGCUCCGACUCCGAGAGAGCAAGGAGAAGCCAAGAACGCGACAAAGAAGAAGCGGGGCGCGUGCGGCAAGCGAAGCAGGAGUCCGUGCGGCGAGGUGGAUAGCGAUCGGGACGAUGUGGUGGUGGCGGCGGCGGCGGCGGCAAAGACUGCAGGCGCGUCGUCCGGCGCAACCGCAACCUCGGGGUGCUUUCCCUGCAGCCUAUGCGACAGGUGCUUCGAUAGCCACCAGGCGCUCGGGGGACACGUCCUCGGACACAGGAAGAGGACCAAGAUCGCCAUUGCCGUGCCUCCCCCGUCCAUGUCGCGCGCCCUGCCCAAUAGGGCGGAUUUGCCCCCAUCGGUAUUUGCGAGCGCGGGGUCGCGAGGGCCACCGUCGCGCCGAUGCGGGGUUGCUGAAGCGCCAUGA